Cannabis sativa is the source of this 2590-nucleotide messenger RNA. Its product is annotated as pentatricopeptide repeat-containing protein At1g64583, mitochondrial. The transcript is spliced from 2 exons. Bases 1115 to 2320 code for a protein of 401 amino acids. Gene Ontology annotation, molecular function: protein binding. NCBI's taxonomy places the organism in Eukaryota, Viridiplantae, Streptophyta, Magnoliopsida, Rosales, Cannabaceae. The record is from RefSeq and is a predicted model, not a curated record.
UGCUACUCAAUUCUGGAAUUCAUGUGCCUUAGAUGAAGCUAAGACCCUUCAUUAUCGAAUUCUUUACAAUAGCUUUACUUGUGAUUUAAUACUCUUAUUAAUACCUCUAUUAGGAUUAGUAAUUUAAUUUGGGCUCGUUACUUGUUUGAUGUAAUGCCUGAGAGGUAACUAUGUUUAGUGGGAUAGCAAGUAGAUUUGGAUUGAUUCCUUCAACAGUUAAAUUUAAUGCAUGCAUAAAUUUUGAGAUUCUGAGCUUAUGAUUUUAAUUGAUUGUGUUAAGUUAAAAUGGUUCUGCUGAUCUCUGAUUUAAUUGAUUGUGUUAAAUUAAAAUGGUUCUGCUGAUCUCUGAUUUAUUUUUGUACAAUACCCUUAAAAAUAUCUCAGUUACCUGUUUGAUGAAAUGUCUGAGAGGAACUCUGUUAAGUGGGAUAGCAUGAUUAGGGGCUAUACUGAGAAUGUCAUGCUAAACGAGGCAUGUUUGUGUUUCAUAAUGAUGAUUUCUGCUAGUUUUGUUACCCCAUCACUGUGCAUUUGGUAGUUCCCUUCGAUUUAGUCUUAUGGAAUGCUAUGAAAUGGAUUUUUGUGAUGUAAGUAGAUUUGGGUUGAUUUCUUCAACAGUUCAACUUAGGAUGGAUCAUAUGCUUUGUCAAGAAAUAAAAUCAUGAAGCAUCAAAUUAGUGUUUAUGUCUUACGACUGUAGAGCUUUCAUAGCUCUCAAUUGUAAUUUCUUUAGUUUGGACUUAAUUUCUUUAGUUUGCUACUAGUUUUGUUUGAUUAUUCUUCUUUUCUGUAUUCUGUUUUUUGUUUACUUGUUCACUAUUGUUCUCAUUCAGUAUUUUACAAAACUGCAAUUGGUUUCUCCACCAAAAGAUCUUUGAAUAUAUAUGUUUGAAUUAGCAUACAAUAUACACUGCCAUUGCUAUAUUAUUGGGGCAGUUUACUGUUUUUGUUUUUCUCAAAGUUUAUGAAAUGGGAUUUGUAGGUUUGUGAAGGUUCCACAGUUAGCUCAUUGAUUUGUAGAUUUUUAGGUGUCUCUGGUGAACAAGCCAAUGCCCGCUAACGUUCAUCGUAUUCUCAGCACAGUCGAGAGGAUCUCCAAUUUUUGGCCCAGGACAUGGUUUCUCAUGUAAUUAAGAGAAUUGGAGCUGUUAGGAGUAGAUAUUUGGUUGAGUUCAUGUGGGAAAAUCACUAUAGAUACGAAUCACAUUUUUCGGUUUUGAAUACCCUUAUGCGAGGCUUCUUGAAUGCUGAAAUGGGAUAUGAGGCUUUGCUGAUUGUGAAUAAGAUGAGGGAAGUUGGAGUGAGUCCAAGUUCAUCAGCUUGUAGAAUACUGUUCAAGUUAUUGAUUAGAAAUGGUGAGUAUAGUAGUGUGUGGAAGCUUUUCAGAGAUAUGGUUAGUAAAGGGCCUCCCAUUUCGACUCAUACGUUUAAUGUGAUGAUUCUCGGGUUUUGUCGAACAGGGUUUCUCUCAACUGGUGAGAGCUUGUUACAUGUGAUAAGGAAAUUUGGUUGUGAGCCUGAUGUUUAUGGAUACAACAUUGUAAUCAAUGCUAAUUGUAUGAUGGGGAAGAUUUCAAAUUCACUUGAAUGGAUUCAUUUUAUGAUUUCAAAUGGAUGUGAGCCAAGUAUUGUUACUUUUAAUACAGUUAUAAAUGGCUUAUGUAAAGAGGGAGACAUGGUGAAAGCCAGGAGUUUCUUUGAUGGAAUUCUUGAAGUGGGUGUUUUUCCAAACACAGUAACGUACAAUAUCAUGAUCGAUGGUUAUGUUAAGUCGGGGGAUAUCGAUGAGGGAGACAAACUUUACGAGGAAAUGAAGAACAAAGGUGUUAAUCCUGAUGGCAUGACAUUUAAUAUCCUGAUUGCAGGUCACUACAAGUAUCGAAAGGAGAACAUUAGGGACAUGUUGUUAAGGGAUUUGGUAGUACAGGAAGUGUUUCCAUUUAGCUCUUUGUUCGAUAUUUCAAUUGCAGGUUUGUGUUGGGCAGGGCGGUUGGAUGAAGCCAUGGAAUCCGUAAAAAAUAUGCUCGAGAAAGGAUUUCCUCUCAGUGUUGUUGCAUUCAACUCUAUUAUUGCAGCUUAUAGUAAAGCAGGGUUGGAAGAACAAGCCUAUGAAGCUUAUUCGAUUAUGAGUAGACUCGGUUUAACUCCAUCGUCUUCCACAUGUGGUUAUUUGCUAUUGGGUUUGUGUAAGAAGGGUUGCUUAAACAAAGCCAAAAAGCUUUUAUGUGACAUGAUUGAAAAGGGUUUUCCAAUUAACAAGCUUGCUUUCCUUGUGCUUUUGAAUGGGUACUUGAGGACAAGGAACCCGAACGGGGCAUGAAAUCGCCCUGAUGCUGUUUCGGUUGGUAUCUUCAUCAAUGGACUGGCUAGAGCAGGUGUUAUGGAGGAGGAGGCAUAUGAUGUGUUACUAAAACUAGUAGUGGGAGAAUUUGUGCAUAGUGUUUCUGCAUAUAGUUUUUUAAUUAAUGUAUCAUAUAUCAUGUUUGUAAAAGUCUGAAUUGACACUAAAAAUAUCCUAUUAUCUAUUUGCAAAUCUAAUACACUAAAAUCUAUGAUGAAAUGUAAAUUUUUUGUGUUUUUGACAUCUAAA